This is a messenger RNA of Macroventuria anomochaeta, 1693 nucleotides long. RefSeq lists its product as uncharacterized. The transcript has 4 exons. The record is from RefSeq and is a predicted model, not a curated record. The coding region runs from base 453 to 1526 and encodes 357 amino acids. NCBI's taxonomy places the organism in Eukaryota, Fungi, Ascomycota, Dothideomycetes, Pleosporales, Didymellaceae.
CAAACACGGCUGUGAGAUUUUCGGCAGUGGCUAUGUUUGCAGCAAUCCCGCAGCUAUCCACUACGCGCCGAGGCAGCCGAAGACAGCUUCCUGUCUUUCGUUCGCCACGCGUACUUGGUACCACUGCACAGCGGUUGUUCUUCCCGCUUUGCUCGUGUCCGGUGCCUUUGAUUGACCCAAGAUGCUGUUCUAGGUCCACUAGCCCACCAGAUUGACGAGUACCCGCGUCGAAGGAUCUGCUCAACGAUAAUUGUGGAUUUGCUUACGUCCAGUUGAAUCCUGCUUGCCAUAGUUUUCGAUUUCCAUAAAGAAUCGUCGAACCCCUACUGUCCCAGAGCAUUUGCGCGUUCAGUUUGGAACAUACCUGAACCUCAUUCACUAUCCUCAAGGGAUCUUUCUGGGAGUCUUGGAAUACAGAUUCUUCAUUCAGCAUCACCUCCAGAUACAGCGCGAUGCAGUCACAGAAACCGAUCUUCUGUGCUACCCACCCCAGGGCCUGCUCGACGGCUUUCGAGCGGGUAUUCAUGACCCGCAAGGACCUACAAUGCGUACACGAGCCAUUCGGUGAUGCAUACUACUUUGGGCCUGAGCGUAUUGGCUACCGGUAUGAAGGCCUAGAGAACGAAAAGGCGCGGGAAGAGAGCGGCUACGUGAACAGCACAUACCGCUCUAUCUUCGACAGGAUCGCGAAAGAGAAUGCUGAGGGUAAGCGCGCUUUCAUCAAAGAUAUGGCACAAUACUGGAUCCCUCCCCAGGACAAGCCUAGACCCACGACCAUCUGCCCAUCGAUGUCCAACUACCGCCGCGGCGUUGGAACAAACACCACCGAGCUUUCGCCCGUACAGACAAGGGAAGAUCGCCCCGGCGAGCCUUACCCGUAUGAUACCAGGGUCGAAGAGGGCAACCCGACCGUCCUUCCCAAAGACCUCCUCGCAACAUACCACUUCAUCUUCCUUAUCCGUCAUCCUAAAUACAGUAUCCCCAGCUACUACCGCUGCACACUGCCUCCCCUGAAUAAGAUGACUGGCUGGGACUAUCUCCGCAAGGACGAGGCUGGCUACUCCGAGCUUCGCGAGCUCUUUGACUACCUCCGCAAGGAAGGUCUGGUUGGUCCCAAGUCUGCUGGUCAGGGUGGCGAGACAAAUGGCACGAACGACAGUUCGCAGGGCGUUGAGAUCUGCGUUGUUGACGCUGAUGAUCUGCUCGACAACCCGUCCGGCAUGAUCGAGGCCGUCUGCAAGACAACUGGUAUCGACUACAAGCCUGAGAUGUUGGUUUGGGACACCGAAGAGGACCAGGCGCUCGCCAAGAGGGAGUUUGAGAAGUGGAAGGGUUUCCAUGAGGAUGCUAUUGACAGCACGGAGCUGCGAGCCAGGACUCACAAGAAGGCACAAACCACCAGAGAGCAGGAUGACGCUGCAUGGAAGGAAAAGUACGGCGAGGAUGGUGCGAAGUUCAUCCGCGAAACUGUCGACGAGAACCUGGAGCACUACGAGUACCUGAAGCAGUUCGCUAUCAAGGUCUAAAACCAUGAAGGUUGGCCUUGACAUAACGACGAACAUCCCACGGGUUCCUUAUUUCCUUUUCCCAAUCUCUUCGACCGGAGUGUCAUCGAGACACUUAUGGAGCUUUUUUUACGACUAUACCAAAUAUCGACAAAAGUACAACAAUGUCACACAGCAUCAAAGAUCGC